Molecule: messenger RNA, 2048 nt
Organism: Rana temporaria (common frog)
Lineage: Eukaryota; Metazoa; Chordata; Amphibia; Anura; Ranidae
Gene: ZCCHC7
Product: zinc finger CCHC-type containing 7
Exons: 9
Coding region: 147-1802 (551 amino acids)
Molecular function (GO): zinc ion binding; nucleic acid binding
Source: RefSeq, a predicted model, not a curated record
UGUUGUUUGCUUCCGGGGGGACGUUCCUAUGUGUUACAACAGUCCUCAUGUGUAGCUGGAACUAGUUCAGUUUCCAGUAGGAAGUUACACAUAGUUCCCAUGUGUUGGAGUCUCCAGGGGUAGCUGUUGUCAGAAAAUUCCUCAACAUGUUUAACAAUGAAGAGGAUGUUGCCGCAUACGAGGAUGAGCUGUAUCGUGAAUACUCUUCUAGUGAUGAGAGUGCUGACAGUGAGGUGGAAUUCAACCUCUAUAGCCAGUUGCACUAUUGCCAGAAUCUUAAUGAAUUGAGCACAGAAUAUUUAGAGAAAACUGUUGCUCAAUCAGAGAAAACACAAAAUUUGAAAGCCGGAUUGAAAAAAGAGAAUACCAGUGUAAUAUUAAUUUCUGACAGCGAUGAGAUCAGGGCCUCGGAGUCCUCUGCAGUUAUCAUCCUGUCUGACAGUUUGGAUGAAGACAGUGUGAAUAUUUCCAAAACCAGAGGGAAAAUUUUUGGAACAAUUAAUCAACCCACAAAUCAGUCUACCCCUAAAAUUAUUACAACUGGAACAAAGGUGUCGAAAGAGAAAAAGUCAAAAUCUCUGAAUUCCAGUAAAAGUUAUGAAGGUGGAUUUGUCAAGGAAGUUCUAGUGAUAAGAGGAAGCUCAGAUGAGGAAGAAGCCAAUGAUGAAGACUUUUUAACAUCAGACAGUGAGCAAAGUGGUGUUGAAAAUUGGAUGCUAUUAGGCAGCGCAAAAGAAGAUGGAGAUGCGAGUAUUCAGUUGAACCUAGAAGGCUGCAGACGUCUAAGUGAAGGCGACAAUGAAAUGGAUUGGUCAAUUAGUAAGAAGGACUUGGAGGCUCAAGUUGGUUACCUUUCUAGAAGACGAGCCAAUCGUUACUACACAGAUGACAAAAAUGUUGUAUGCAGGAACUGUAACUUUCGUGGCCAUCUUUCUAAGAACUGUCCUGCUCCUAAGAAACUACCAGCUUGUUGCCUCUGUGCACAGAGAGGACAUCUCCAAUAUUCCUGUUCAUCUCCUUACUGUUCAUACUGCUUCCAGCCUGGUCAUAUUUACCAAAACUGUACAGAGCGACCACACUGGCAGAAGAAGUGCCAUCGUUGUGAAAUGGUUGGCCACUAUGCUGAUGCUUGCCCAGAAAUAUGGAGGCAGUACCACCUAACUGUGAAAUCGGGCCCAAUUAAGAUAUCCAAGUCUGCCUCCAGCCAAAGGAGUAUUGUUUACUGCUAUAACUGUGGCAGGAGAGGUCAUUGCGGCUAUGAAUGCAGAGAAAGGCGUAUGUACAGCUCAGUUCACCCAAGCUGCGAGCUUAUAUUUACCUAUGAUGAGGACUAUGACAUCCGAAAAAGAAACCAGCGAGCAAAACGCAAAUGUGAAGAGCUUGAGGAAUCUGGACUCCUGCCAUUACAGAUUAUUGAACCCAAGAAAGAUGAGAGAGAGAGCACACGGCAUUUGAAUAAAAAUAAAAAAAAGCAGAGAAAGGAAUCCAAACGUGAAAAGAACAAAGUGAACUGGCAUUUGCAAGCUAUGAAUAAAAGUAGAAAGAAAAAAAACAAACUUGUCAAGCUGGAAGCAGACGACUUUCCUAGAGGGAAGCCUGAGGAGAACCCCAGUAAGGCUGCAAGAAAACACAACAAGAAUAAAUGUGAACAUUUGUUGUUCAAAUAUGGGAAGGACAAAAAAGAUUUUGAUGGGCAGUCAAUGAAACGCAAGAAAGGAUCCAAAAGCAAAAAAGGAAAAAGCGACAAUGCUGAUUUACUUACAAUUAAACAAAGGAAAAAUAAAUCCAGAAAAUAUGACUAGAUGCAGAGUACUGCAAAUAAUUACUAAUUUAUAAUACAGAAUUUGUAUGCCAAAAAAAGCAAAUUUUAAAGAAAUUAUACCUUUCAGUCCCACUUGUAAUUAUAGUCUUUAUUUAGAUGAACAGUUCUUUUUAACACACAGAAACAAGUAAUUGCCAUGUCAAAAACCAUUCAGUUGUGAUACCUGUAUUUUUGCAAGACCUCAAAAUAAAAUAAAAAAACACCUUAUUGGAGUUUGAUUGUGAAA